Aureobasidium namibiae CBS 147.97 is the source of this 1698-nucleotide messenger RNA. RefSeq names its product Serine/threonine-protein kinase Rio1. Gene Ontology annotation, biological process: maturation of SSU-rRNA. The record is from RefSeq and is a predicted model, not a curated record. Gene Ontology annotation, molecular function: protein serine/threonine kinase activity; ATP binding. Gene Ontology annotation, cellular component: cytosol; preribosome, small subunit precursor. Lineage: Eukaryota; Fungi; Ascomycota; Dothideomycetes; Dothideales; Saccotheciaceae. Bases 1 to 1698 code for a protein of 565 amino acids. The transcript has a single exon.
AUGUCGUCAAACGAGUCGCCAGCAGCAGCUCUGGAGCCCGCUCACACCUUUGCGCCAAACCAAGGAUACGAAUAUGUCAACAACGACCAAGAACAAUCUGGUGGCGUCUUGCUAGACGAAGGAAACAACCAUGAUGAAGAGGACGACUACUACGACGACUUGUUCGAGGAUAGCGCCGAUGAGGUCAACGACUCGGAAAUCACCUCGUCCAAUCCUGCCGACUUUACCAAAUCAUACAACCGCCAACGACAAUUAAACGACAACCAAGUCCCUUCAUCUCAAAAACCAAAGACCAACCCCGCUGGCCACAAACCCACUGCAAACACUCGCUCUAGCGUCGACGAUCAAGUUCAGAGUUUGGCUCAGCAUGCGUCCAAGCUACGUCUCAACAACCUCGACGGUGGCGGCAAGCAAGAAAGAGGAGGCGGCGGCAAGGACAAGAGCGAUCGCGCCACCAGUGAACAAGUCCUGGAUCCCAGAACUCGCAUGAUUCUCUUGCAACUGCUGAACAAGAACGUCGUUUCCGAGAUCAACGGUGUUCUUUCCACCGGCAAGGAAGCCAACGUCUACCACGCUGCAACCGUCCCCGAGUCCCACGACGACUCCGAGGGCCCUGCUGCUCCCCUCCACAGAGCCAUCAAGGUCUACAAGACGAGUAUUCUGGUUUUCAAGGACCGCGACAAGUAUGUCACCGGUGACUUCAGAUUCCGCGGUGGUUACAACAAGAGCGACAACCGCGCCAUGGUCAAGGUCUGGGCAGAGAAGGAAUUCAGAAACUUGCGUAUCUUGCACGCCGCUGGCAUUCCCUGUCCCGACCCUCUCUAUCUUCGCCAACACGUCAUGGUCAUGAGUUUCUUGGGCAACAAGAAGGGGUGGCCUGCUCCUCGCCUGAGAGACGUCGAUUUCCAACUCCCCACCGAAGAGGAAAAUGCUGCAAAGUGGAGAGAAAUGUACAUCCAAUUGCUCGGCUACAUGCGCAUCAUGUACCAGACCUGUCGCCUCGUCCACGGCGAUUUGAGCGAAUACAACCUCAUGUACCACCAAAACCGCAUCUUCGUCAUCGACGUCAGUCAGUCCGUCGAGCACGACCACCCACGCUCCCUCGAAUUCUUGCGUAUGGACAUCAAAAACAUUUCCGAUUUCUUCGCUCGCAAGGGCAUUGAUUGUUUGCCUGAGCGUGCCAUCUUUGGCUUCAUCACUUCCGAACAAGGAGGCGUCGAAACUUCUCAAAUGGAAAACCUGAUUCAAAAAAUGUACGAGACUAGAGAACAACAGGGAAACCAAGAUGAUGAGGAAGUCGACAACCAAGUCUUCAGACAACAAUACAUCCCCCAGACCCUCGAGCAAGUCUAUGAUGUCGAGCGUGAUGCCGCACGAGUACAAAAGGGCGAAGGCGACGAUCUAGUCUACAAAGCCCUUCUCGCAAACAAAACCGCCAACACCAAUGACGACGAGGCUGAGGACGGCAGUGAAGCCUCAGGAUCAGAAAGCGACGAGUAUGACUCAGAAGAUCCCGAUAGGCCGCGUAGAAAGCGCAAUGAGGGCGAGAGGCCUCGUGGCAAGCGCUUCGAAGACAAGGAUACUAAAAAGGAACAUAAAAAGGCAGUCAAGGAGGAGAAGCGCGAGAAGAGAAAGGACAAGAUGCCCAAGCAUCUUAAGAAGAAGCUCAUCAGCGGUUCUUCUCGCGGCAAGCACUAG